AGAAGAACUUUUCAACUUUGCAACCAUAGCAACGGCGUUUAUCCUCAAAAUGAGCAACCAGACUAGAGUGGACUUCGCCGGUGAUCUCAAAGACCACCACAUGGAAGUCAAAGCUGUAAACAGAGAAAGGGUCGGUCCCCGGGUCAGGGAGGUGCAGGUUACCGGGGUGGCGGAGGUCUCCUCCCCGGCGGACCGCGCCUCGCUGCGGGUCACGCUGAGCAGCAGCAAGCCGUCCGUGGACCACGUGACCAGCAGCGUCUCCCGGAGACUGGAAUACAUCCUACAGGCGCUCAGACAACAGGGCAUCAAUGAAGAAGACACCUCGGUGAGGAAGUUUCUCCGCAGAGACACUGAGAUGUAUCACAUGGACGUAGAGGUCAUGGUCACUUUCUCAGAUUUUUCCAAGAUGGAGCAAAUAUGCAGCAUCUUGCUGGAAAAGCUUGACAAGAGCGUGUGCGUGGGGAUGCCCCGGUUCUACCACAGUCACGAAUGCCUGAGUCAAAUCAGGCAGCGUGCAUGUGUGUCAGCAGUUGAAAAUGCUCAGCAGAAAGCCAGCAAACUCAGUCAGCUCCUGGGGCAGAGUCUGGGACCCCCCUUGCUGGUUAGAGAGGAGGAAACCAAGGAGAGGAGGCAUGAGGAGGAGGAGGAUGAGGAGGGUGGAGGCAGAGACAGAGAACAGGAUUCUCUACCCCUUCCUAACUUUCCCCACAUACCUACAGUCACUGCUUCCUCACGGGUGUCUGUCUCCUUCAGCUUCAGAGACGGAAACAGGAAAAACCUAUAAAAGACCCCGUACACCAUUGAGACUGUACAAAACAUUUUAUUGCAUCAAUUUGAUCCUUAAAAAGUAGUGCCAUUUUUUUUUAAUGCCAUUCCUGUAAAUUUGACUUUUAAAAACGUGUGAUUUAAAACAUUUGCUGUUUUUUAAAUUUCAAUAAACAUUUCAACUGUUUCUAAGAGCGAUCAUUAACUGUAACACCGAAAGUAACUAUUUAAAUUGUUUUGGCACUCAUUAGAUUAAAAAUACUGUAUAUGGUAUUUGCACACUGCCAAAAAUAAAGGAGAUGGAGGAUGAUCUUCAUCACGUAAUUACAAUAUUAUGGUUUUCAGAUUCCAGAAGUACAUUCUGAAUCCUAGAAAGGAAGUUUUCAAGAGUUUAUCUCUGACUCGUACAAACAUUGGCACUUGAGAUCAAUAGCUGUAUCAGAGGAGGGCUGACAUUUUGACCAGGCUUAGGAACAGCACACAGAAAAGUUGAUAAAACAGUCUGUUGAAUGUGUCUUUCAGACUGAGCAGUC
Molecule: messenger RNA, 1298 nt
Organism: Cololabis saira (Pacific saury)
Lineage: Eukaryota; Metazoa; Chordata; Actinopteri; Beloniformes; Belonidae
Product: interleukin-1 receptor-associated kinase 1-binding protein 1 homolog
Exons: 4
Coding region: 50-784 (244 amino acids)
Biological process (GO): immune response; canonical NF-kappaB signal transduction
Source: RefSeq, a predicted model, not a curated record